GUGCAUAUUUGUUUUAAUAACUUAGUCACAAUGAGUCAAGUUUCUAUUACAUUACCGUUAUUAUGGAUAUUUUUGAUUCGAUUAGUAUACGGGUAUCCAGAUGACUCGGUAAUGUUGAUGCCUCAAUUUGAGAUGAGGUCUAUGGACCCGCAACUGGCAUACUCGUCGCCGCCAUAUACUCGAUUUCAAGAAACAAGGCCAAUACCACGACAAGUACUCCACACCAGCGAUUUAAACAAGAAACAGGUUCCACUGAUGGAAAAUCGAAGCAAACAGAACAUGAGUCUUGGUGAAUUCGUUGACGCUAUAAAUAGAGUAUCUCAAGAGUCUCGACGCAGAGAAGAAGAGUUCCAGCGACCUCGGACGAUAGCUGCAGCAGGCCGUGAAGAUAAUUCCGGCUAUCCUACUCUUCCUCGCCCAACGGGGUACCCGAAACCGAACUACGCGCCUCCAGCAACCUACCACGAGCCAUCGAACCUGGCUCCAGUUGCGCCGCCGGCAAUAGUAGAACCGAAAUCUUCGCUCGACAAACUAGACUUCUCGAGCCUUCUGACACCAAUUUCCACAAAAGUUGCCAGUAAGUCCAGUGGUUUGCUCAGUUUAAUUUUAUCUCUGUUUUCCGGUUCUUCAUCUGGUUUGUCUGGAUUGAAAUCUGGCAUUAUUGAAGGGAUAAUUAAACCUCUUUUGGUGGCAAAAGGAGGUAUCAAAGCGUUGAUUAGCAAGUUGUCUAUUCCUCUUCUAUCAUUGCUGUUGAUUAAUCUGGAAGUGUUAAUAACUGUAUGGUGGUUAUGGGAAGAGGAGUGCCCCAAAUUCCCCGAGCCUGUCCCUUCGUAUUCAAAGCCAACGACUUCUUCUUCACCACCUCCUUACAACUACAAUAAUUCGUACAGAUAA
This is a messenger RNA of Helicoverpa zea (corn earworm), 894 nucleotides long. RefSeq lists its product as uncharacterized. Bases 31 to 894 code for a protein of 287 amino acids. The transcript has a single exon. The record is from RefSeq and is a predicted model, not a curated record. NCBI's taxonomy places the organism in Eukaryota, Metazoa, Arthropoda, Insecta, Lepidoptera, Noctuidae.